Fusarium subglutinans is the source of this 2802-nucleotide messenger RNA. RefSeq lists its product as uncharacterized. Bases 1 to 2802 code for a protein of 933 amino acids. NCBI's taxonomy places the organism in Eukaryota, Fungi, Ascomycota, Sordariomycetes, Hypocreales, Nectriaceae. The record is from RefSeq and is a predicted model, not a curated record. The transcript has 2 exons.
AUGCUCAUCUCGCCGAGUGAAACGCCGGCCACGAGCCGCUCCGUCUCCGAGGGUCCACUCCGGAGGUCAGCUUCGGAGCCUUGUCAAGCGAUACUACCGAUCCGGCGCAAAUCCCUGGAAUCAGUGGCUCCGCUGGCCAGGGAAGAGGGAACUGAUCGGGAGGUGGAGAAAGUUCCGAUGAGUUUUGCGAGGAUUGUUGUGAAUAUGCAGGAGCAUUACACGGCGGAGUUGGAGGCUGAGAGACAAAGAACGGAAGACUUGACGAGGCAGAAUGAGGAGAUGAUGAGGAGGAUGGGGGAGAUGGAGAUGAGACUGCAGAUGCAUGUUGUUCUCAUGGAUGGAUUUGUUGGGUUCAUGAGGGAUGUCAAGGAAGGGAAGUUUGCAACUGGCGGAGGUGCUGAACUUGAGAUUGCAAAGUCAUUUGGGGGAGAGCAUCUUGACGAGGUCCGAGGGCUUGUAACGGGGAAUUACAUGCCAGUUCAACAGAGCGUGGAGCAGCCAGCUACUGAGCCUAUGGUCUUUGAUGAUGAAGACGAACCUCACGAAGCAGCGCUAGCAGUCGUUCGACACGUCAGCUUUGAUGAGUCGCCAUCGACGCCAGACCUGGAAGCACCUCCUGUACGAAGCACUGGACGACGAGCACCAAAGCGCAAGAAUCCUCCUUUAAGGCCGCAUCGCGAGGUCAAACGCCAAACAAGAGCAACUUUGCGGAGUGUUCGACUUCGUGACACUUCAUCGUGGACUGCCAUCAACACGAGGAAUUCUCCGUAUGCAGGCGCUGACUUGAGCAAUGGAGAAGACAAGGACCUUGACUUCACUCCUGAUCUGGAAGUUGACGAAGAUGACGAAGAGGAGGAUGAAGAGCAGGAUGUGGUGGAGGACGAUAGCGACGAUGAGAUGGAGGAUAUCCCAAAUGCACCAGCAACACCAUCGCCAUCCCUCUCAGACGAAGAUCGCGAAACCACAAAGACAAGAUACUCCGCCCCCCGCUCCGUCGCAUACCGCUACGCCAGCGGUCCACCCGGGCGCAAGUUCAAAUACCACCGCAUGCCCAAGUCCGUCGCGUUAGUAUGGCAAGAGUGGAAGCACGGCAGUAACGGAAAUCCAUCGAUUCAAUCACUCGAGGAAAAGUACAGCACGAGAUGGCGAAUGGGGACGUUGCAGGAACGCAAGUACGCGAGCAACUAUGUUGGUGUGAGACAGAAGGUUGUGAGAAAGGUGGAGGAAAUGUGUGAACAGAAGGGACUGGCGCCGGAAAAGGCUUUCUACCAUCCACUCGAACCCCCUGGGACCUGCGAGCACCGCCGGCCCUUUCGCGACGGAACAUGUCAUUACCAUGGCGACUGCUGCUCACCCGGGCAGAUCUUCUUCUGCAACGCAAAGGGCCCUAAGGAUAUAUGUCGUGGUAGGCAGGCCUAUCACAUAACCAUUCAUCCUCGUUACAUGUACGAAUCCGGUAUACUUCACCAAAUGGAACCCAUCGAAGACUGGGAGGCCCUCGAGAUGACCACGGAUGUCUUCGCGUACGAGGAGGAUAUUCGGUAUCAGUUCUUUGAGGCCGGCGCGUUGAUGUAUGAGCUUGAGCAGGACGCCGAGAAGCUUGUCGAGUAUAUUCUGAGCAACCAGACCAGCUGUCCCGAGGAAGAGGCAGAACUGUUCCUUGAGCAUGGCGAUCUUUAUGAGAUGUGGUGUGAAGCGCAUCACCACUUCGUGGGACUGAUGGAAGCGUGGGAGAUUCUAGCGAACGUAGGCUGUAUGGAAGUCUGCCCGUCUUCCCUCCUGCGCGUCCAUCCCUGGCGAGAUUGCUUCCAGGAACGUCCUACGCUACCGAAAGGAUUUCCGCACUUUAGUGGUCUUCCAUUUGCUUGGAUCGACAAUGUCGAACAGCAGGAUGAUAUUCUGCGAUGGCAUCCCUAUUACUCUGAGCACCAGGCACCACCUCGUCCAGAACCACGUAUUAAGGACGAUGCGCUGUGGACUGCGCCUGCGCCACAUGGUGCCAAUCCAGGGUUUUCCGAAACGACCUCUGCACGGGACCCCGAGGUUCGGGAGGAGAUCAAGGUGCUGCCAUAUCCAGGAGAAUGGGCGGAGGUGCUUGAGGAUAAGGCUCGACGGAUGGCUCAGAUUGAAGCUGAGCCUACUUCGCUUUCGUCGAGUUCAGGACCAGAAAUACCCCCGUGGGUCAUUCCUUAUGGUAAGGAACCGGAUAUGGGAUGGAAGGAUAUCGAUUGGCAUAAAUGCACCACCAUUGUUGAACCGCCUAUGAGCCCGAAGACUCUUCCGCGCAAGGGAGUGGUUCGUCGGGUCAUGCCUCCGAAGGAGAGUUACAUGAACCCUAAGGACGCGCCCAAGAGUCCAACAGCUCUUCCAUACAGAGGAGAGUCCCCGAAGGCCAGUCCCCCAUGGCAAACUCAACCUAUAUCUAAGGAGGUUAUGCCUGGAAAUCUCUUCGGCGACCCUCUCGAGGCUCAAUGGGAUAGGUAUAGCUUUACUAGGACGGAGAAGCCGGCAGAGCAGGAGUUUCUCCAUAUUCCUUCACCAGUGAAGGAAUCUCAGAUCGUUGCACCUAAAGUAAAGAAGACCUUGAAAAGGAAGAGUGAAGAAGACCUAGAUGGUGGGAUUCAGAGGAAGAGAUCGAAGGGGGUGGAGAUAUUGGCAAAGAAGGCGAUUCUUCAUGGCCCUUCUCUACAGGCGUAUUUUCAGGCCACUGCAUGUAGAGCAGUGGGGACACUGAAGAGAAAGAGCGAAGAGGAUUUGGAUUGGGGGAUUGAGAGAAAGAAGCUGAGAGUUUGUACUGUUUGA